UCCCGCUGCUCACGUGUGAUAAACGCUCAGAUGAUUCAAGUUUACGCUGAAUCAACAACACCAGUGUGGACUUUAGACUGCGCGUGAAAUGACGCCGAGUUACUCCUAACACUAGUCUGGUUAUAACAGUUACAAUGGGAAUAUUAUUAUGCAGAUGCCUGAAUGCGUUUUCGAGAUAUGUGUUGUGCAACUUCAUACAGUUUUCAGUCAAGUUAACCUAAUUAUAAAGUGCAAGUCAAGAAUUGCACUUCAAUGAACUCGUGUCGUUGUUUAAUUUUCGCAACCUGCUCAAUCGCUAAUAAUGUCACUUGUGGAGUCUAAUGAAAACACUCCGCUUCUCAGAGGCGACAUUACAAGUGAUGGGGCUGCAGAUAGAAGCCGGUGGAGGUCUAUCAGGGUCAUGUACUUUACCAUGUUCCUCAGCAGUGUUGGUUUUACGAUUGUCAUCACUUCCAUAUGGCCCUAUCUGAAGAAAAAUGAUGAAAGUGCAGAUGCCAGUUUCUUGGGAUGGGUGGUUGCUGCCUAUAGUUUGGGUCAGAUGGUGGCCUCACCCCUCUUUGGAUUAUGGUCCAAUUGCAGGCCUCGACGAGAGCCUCUAGUCUGUUCUAUAUUGAUCAACGUCUUGGCUAACAUUUACUACACCUAUAUCUACCUAAUUCCCUCAAACAACAAAAUCCACAUGCUAUUGUCUCGCACAUUAGUGGGCAUUGGAGCAGGUAAUGUAGCAGUUGUGAGGUCUUAUGUGGCUGGUGCCACUUCCCUGACGGAGAGAACCAGUGCAAUGGCUAACAUGAGCGCCUGUCAAGCUCUCGGCUUUAUACUUGGCCCAGCUCUGCAGGCUGCUUUGUCAUUCAUUGGAGAGACUGGCGUCAAAGUGAAUUUUAUCCAGCUUAAGGUUAAUAUGUACACUGCUCCAGCACUGUUGGCAGCCUGCUUCGGGGUCAUUAACAUUCUGCUAGUUAUAUUAGUCUUGAGGGAGCACUGUGUGGAUGACCAUGGAAAUCAUAUCUCUACAAUUAAUUACACCCCAGAAGAGCGGGUAAAUGUGGCUCCUGAGGUAGAAGGUGAUAUUGACCACUGUGCAGUGUUCACAUCUAACAUCCUGUUCUUCGUUAUUCUCUUCAUUUUCGCUGUGUUUGAAACUAUAUCUACUCCUCUAUCAAUGGACAUGUUUGCAUGGACAAGAAAAGAAGCCGUUUUGUAUAACGGCAUCAUAUUGGCUGCCAUUGGCUUUGAGUCCAUCCUCGUCUUCCUGGUGGUAAAAGUGGUUUCAAAACGGGUAGGAGAUCGGCCACUGCUGCUUGGAGGCUUGGUGCUCAUAUUUGCAGGGUUCUUUAUCUUGUUGCCAUGGGGAAAUCAAUAUCCUAAAAUACAGUGGGCAGACAUUCAGAAUAACACUAUGCCAACAAGAUUGGCACCCACCCCAGCCUUGAACGGUUCUCUAGAGCCCACCGGAUGUCCGUCCGAACAGACCUGGUGCUUGUAUACCCCUGUAAUUCAUCUUGCACAGUACAUCACCUCUGACAUCCUGAUCGGAGUGGGUUAUCCAACCUGCAACGUAAUGUCCUACACUUUAUACUCAAAAAUACUGGGCCCCAAACCGCAGGGGGUUUACAUGGGCUGGCUGACAGCGUCAGGAAGUGGUGCGCGGACCCUCGGGCCUGUGUUUGUCUCUCACGUCUACACCCACCUAGGACCACGAUGGGCCUUCAGUGUCAUAUGCGUCAUAGUACUAGUUGCAAUUGUUCUCCUCAGUGCUAUGUACAGACAACUCAUCGCCUUCUCCAUACGCCAUGGAAGGAUAGAAGAACGAUGUCAUAACUGACAGGUGCUUCCAAGCUAAAAGACAGUUCAGAGAAGUGGGCAUGAUUUGAAGAUGGAAAACAGCCACUAAUAUACCGCUGAAUGGUAUUUUAUAGACCGUUGUAUAAAAUGUGGAGCUUUUAAAAGCACAUAAAUCGUCUUCCAUGUAAAUGUACAUAUUUUUACUUUCUAUCCUAUAUAUAUUGAACUACACUUCCCAUAGUUACCUUAAAUGUGAAUUUAACUACUAUUGGAGCAGCAUGACAUGGAUCUUGUCACCAUUUAAGUCAGACAGUGGCAGAAUCUAAACAGGCUCAUGUGAACCGCAGUAUUAAGCAUGUUUGGCAGCUCCACCGGUUAUGAAGCACAGCAGACUAUAAGGCCUAUGUGGUUGUUUAACACUGGAUUAUGAUUGUUUUGGUUUCAAUAAUCCUUAUUAAUAACUUGAAUUCUCUGUGUUGUAAAACAUUAACAAAUGUGACAGCUGAUUUAUUUAAAUUAACACUUAUAGGAGAGGCUUGAAGCCGAUGUUGAAGUUUCUUUUUAAAAACACUAAGCUUGAAAUGUACACUAGAUGCGGAGCAUUACUUGGCUUUGGGUGCAUCCUGAAGAUUAACAAAAUCACUGGUGAUUCGCAACUACAAGACUUCUUAAAUUCACACCAGAUGCUUUGUUUUGUGGGUGUUAAAGCACAAUAUGGAUAUUAAUUGAAAAUGGGCAAUACGUUGUUCCUUUAAUGUUUUUAAAAACAUGAAGUAUGAUAUGCUUUUCAGGGAUCUGUUUCUUUAAAUGCAUUAAAAUGAUAUUUUUAACAAGAAA
This is a messenger RNA of Ctenopharyngodon idella (grass carp), 2622 nucleotides long. RefSeq names its product major facilitator superfamily domain containing 8 (gene mfsd8). Gene Ontology annotation, biological process: transmembrane transport. Lineage: Eukaryota; Metazoa; Chordata; Actinopteri; Cypriniformes; Xenocyprididae. The record is from RefSeq and is a predicted model, not a curated record. Gene Ontology annotation, molecular function: transmembrane transporter activity. The transcript is spliced from 12 exons. The coding region runs from base 302 to 1825 and encodes 507 amino acids. Gene Ontology annotation, cellular component: lysosomal membrane.